Molecule: messenger RNA, 3810 nt
Organism: Fonsecaea erecta
Lineage: Eukaryota; Fungi; Ascomycota; Eurotiomycetes; Chaetothyriales; Herpotrichiellaceae
Exons: 3
Coding region: 1-3810 (1269 amino acids)
Biological process (GO): nuclear-transcribed mRNA catabolic process, 3'-5' exonucleolytic nonsense-mediated decay
Cellular component (GO): Ski complex
Molecular function (GO): ATP binding; RNA binding; RNA helicase activity
Source: RefSeq, a predicted model, not a curated record
AUGGGGUCCGCCGUGGAACAGAUCAAAAAUGAGUUGGAAAACCAAGUCGUGUCAGCGCCGACCGCUCUGACCCCUGCAUGGCUGAAUAAGGUGCAACAACGGUGUGAUUGGCCCUCGACCAAUUACGCCGAGCUCUGUCAGUUGGCGCCACCACAGACCCGGACUGUUACGCGCUUCGACCGCCAAGGUCUGGAAGGCAAGGUUGCUGGCUACCACCAGGUCACGGUGCCCGCGACCGGUGCCACGGCCAAGAACUCUAUGUCGCUUCUUCGUCGACCAGCCACUCGAGCCGAGUUCGUGCGGGGGUCGGCUGGCUUUUUUCCUUUUACGCCAGGAGGCCUUGAGGGAGUAGAUACGAUCCAGGCCUACGAAGACCAGGCAAGUCUGGGGGACGAGGAUGAAAGGAGGCGAUCGUCCAAGACGAAGAAAGCCGCCAAUGGACUCGCACGAAUCAUUGAUUUUGGCGUCAGUGGUGAUGGCUUGUUGGAGGUGCCGCCGGGGUUUCUGAGGGGCAUGAGAUUGUCCGACCACAAAGACUCUCCUACAGAAGUAGAGGAUGCACACGACGUCGAGAAGACAUUAUUGGACGCAGACAACGAGGGUGGCGCUGGGGUGGAUCUUGCGCCUCCGGGGCACGUGGAUGACCACAAUGGACGCAAGACUACGAAUGAAUCUGACGACGGUGAAGGUGACAGCGACGAGGAGGAAGGAUAUGCCGACGUCGAUGAGCUAUUGCCAAUAGAGUUUCCGGCCCUCCAACCGCAUGGCGACUUGCUGCUACGAGCAGCGACGACCAAAGUCCCUGGGAAGAAAUGGGCUCACGUGGUGGACAUCAACAAGCCGAUCUCCAACUUCGAGGAUCUGGUGCCGGACAUGGCACGCACCUGGCCGUUUGAGCUCGACACUUUUCAGAAGGAGGCCAUCUAUCACCUCGAAGGGGGUGACUCGGUGUUUGUGGCGGCCCAUACCUCGGCGGGAAAGACGGUCGUGGCAGAGUAUGCCAUCGCCCUAGCGGCGAAGCACAUGACCAAGGCCAUCUACACGUCCCCCAUCAAAGCCCUGUCCAACCAGAAGUUCCGUGACUUCAAGACCGUGUUUGAUGACGUGGGGAUCCUGACGGGUGAUGUGCAAAUCAACCCAGAAGCGAGCUGCCUGAUAAUGACCACAGAAAUUCUGCGGAGCAUGCUCUACCGGGGUGCAGACCUCAUUCGUGAUGUGGAGUUUGUCAUUUUUGAUGAAGUACAUUACGUUAAUGACCUCGAACGCGGCGUGGUGUGGGAAGAGGUCAUCAUCAUGCUGCCGGACCACGUCACGCUGAUCCUGCUGUCUGCCACCGUGCCCAACACGUACGAGUUUGCGUCGUGGGUCGGGCGCACCAAGAAAAAGGACAUCUAUGUCAUUUCGACUCCCAAGAGACCCGUACCCUUGGAGCACUACCUGUGGGCGGGUAAGGAGAUCCACAAAAUCGUGGACUCAGAGAAACGGUUCCUUCAAAAGGGUUGGAAAGCAGCCAACGACAUCCUGUCGGGACUGGACAAGGUUAAGGAGCAGAAGGCGGUCGAGGCCCAGGCGACUACUCGUGGAGGACAAGCCGCGGGUCCGCGAGGAGGAGGUCGGACCCAGGCUCAACGCGGUGGUUCGAAUCAAAGAGGUAAUACACAGCAGCAGAGAGGCCGGGGAUCCGUGCCGACUCGCGGUCAAGGCAAUAUUGCGCGGACGGGACGCGGUGGGGGUCGCACGACGGCUGCUCAGGACAGAAACCUCUGGGUACACCUGGUCCAGUACCUGCGAAAGGAGAAUCUGCUGCCGGCGUGCAUCUUCGUCUUCUCCAAGAGGAGGUGCGAGGAAAAUGCCGACUCUCUGUCCAACCAGGACUUUUGCACGGCCACAGAGAAGAGUGCGAUCCACAUGAUCAUUGAGCGAUCAAUCGCACGACUGCGACCGGAGGACCGCGUGCUGCCGCAGAUCCGACGCCUGCGCGAGAUGCUGGGCCGCGGCGUCGCCGUCCACCACGGCGGCCUGCUGCCCAUCGUGAAGGAAAUCGUCGAGAUCCUCUUCGCGAGGACGCUGGUCAAGGUGCUCUUCGCCACGGAGACAUUUGCGAUGGGACUGAAUCUCCCGACACGCACCGUAGUCUUCUCGGGCUACCGCAAGCACGACGGCCGUGAAUUUCGAAAUCUCUUGCCCGGUGAGUACACGCAAAUGGCCGGCCGCGCAGGCCGCAGAGGUCUCGAUACGGUCGGGACCGUCAUCAUCGUGACACCAGGUAAGAACGAGGCGCCCGCGGCGGCAGAGCUGACGCAGAUGAUCACGGGCCCGGCCACCAAGCUGCGCAGCCAAUUUCGCCUGCACUACAAUAUGAUCCUGAACCUGAUGCGGGUUGAGGCUCUGAGGAUCGAGGAGAUGAUCAAGCGCAGCUUCUCGGAGAAUGCGACCCAGGCCCUCCUUCCCCAGCACCAAGAGCAGGUCGCCCUGUCCCAGGCGAACCUGGACAAGAUCAAGCGUGAACCCUGCGACGUCUGCGAUAUUGAUGCAGAGGCGUGUCAUGAAGCCGCCAUGGAGUUCGAGCGGCUGACCCGGGAACUUCACGUGAGCUUGCUGUCGUCGCCAGUCGGACGGCGGCUGUGGACGGCGAAGAGACUGAUCGUGUUCAAAAAGGACGGCAUCCGGACGGUAGGAGUGCUCCUCGAGGACGGGGUGCGAGCAGGGCCCAAUCGCGGGCUCAACGUUCUGGAACUAUCACACAUUGACGCACAGCGGUCGACCCGAGAUCUGCUUCCAUACUUGCCCCGUGUGCGCACGAUGUUCUCUGCUCUCCCUGAAAAGGCUUCGCAGGUCAAAUGGCAGAUUACCCAGGUUGCACUGGACGACGUGGAGUGCAUUACCCAGACGAUUGUCAAGGUCGAUGUGCGGUCGUUGAUGCAGUCCGACUCGGCGCGACAGGAAUUCGCCGAGGAUGACUUCGUCCGCACCUAUUCCUCCUGGGACUUGAGUGCGUGGGACGAGCAGGACUGGAGCAAAGUCCACGAGUUGCACAUCCGAGAGCUGCUGCUCAAGCGAAAGGAAGCGGCACGGGUGUUUGAGGCCAGUCACUGUCUGCGAGAGUGCCCGCAGUUCUUGAAGCACUACGGCAUGCAGCACGACGAGUGGCUGAUCCGGGAGAACAUCCACUCGCUCAAGAUGCUGAUGUCGGACCAGAACCUGUCACUGCUGCCGGACUACCAGCAGCGCACGGCCGUGUUGAAGGACCUGGGUUUCAUCGACGACCAGGCUCGCGUCCAGUUGAAGGGGAAGGUCGCGUGCGAGAUCCACUCGGGCGACGAGCUGGUGAUCACGGAGCUGAUUCUGGAGAACGUGCUCGCAUCAUUCGAGCCCGAAGAGAUUGUCGCCCUGCUCUCGUCCUUUGUUUUCCAGGAAAAAACGGACAACGAGCCCCAGCUGACCGGCAAUCUGGAGCGAGGCAGAGAUGCUAUCAUCGAAAUCGCCGAGCGGGUGAACCACUACCAGAUUCUGCACCAGGUGAUCCUAUCCUCGGACGACGGGGCCAACGAUUUCGCUUCACGACAGCGGUUCGGGUUGGUGGAGGUGGUCUACGAGUGGGCGCGGGGCAUGUCAUUCAACCGGAUCACCGACCUGACCGACGUGAUGGAGGGCACAAUUGUGCGGGUCAUCACCAGACUGGACGAGACGUGCAGGGAGGUCAUGAGUGCGGCGAGGCUGAUCGGCGAUCCGUCGCUAUAUGCGAAGAUGGACAAGGCAAGGGAGAUGAUCAGACGGGAUGUAGUGUUUACAGCGAGCUUGUACAUGUAG